Messenger RNA from Lycium barbarum (goji berry), 1251 nucleotides. Its product is annotated as NEDD8-conjugating enzyme Ubc12-like. The record is from RefSeq and is a predicted model, not a curated record. Bases 23 to 574 code for a protein of 183 amino acids. Lineage: Eukaryota; Viridiplantae; Streptophyta; Magnoliopsida; Solanales; Solanaceae. The transcript has a single exon.
CCCUGCUAACAGUUACUUAACCAUGAUUAAUUUGUUCAAAGUAAAAGAAAAACAGAAAGAAGCAACUGAAAAUGCAGGAUCAAAACCACCAAUUAAGGAGCAAACACCCUCAGAAUUACGUGUCCAAAGAGAUAUUAGUGAAUUAACCUUACCACCAAUUUGUACCAUUGAAUUCCCUAAUGGAAAAGAUGAUCUCAUGAAUUUUGAAGUCAUAAUUAAACCUGAUGAAGGUUAUUAUCAUGAGGGUAAAUUUCCAUUUACAUUCCAAAUUCCAUAUCUUUAUCCACAUGAUGCACCAAAAGUUAAGUGCAAAGUGAAAGUUUAUCACCCAAAUAUUGAUACGGAAGGAAAUGUUUGUCUUAAUAUUCUUAGAGAAGAUUGGAAGCCUGUGUUGAAUAUUAAUGCUGUGGUUUAUGGUUUGGUUCAUUUGUUUACUGAACCAAAUCAUGAAGAUCCGCUUAAUCAUGUCGCAGCUGAUGAGCUGAGAGAUAACCCGAAGUCAUUCGAGUCAACUGUUAGGAGGACGAUGUGGGGAGGACACGAGAAUGGCACGUAUUAUGAUGGCGUUCUAUAAUUUGUAAUACAGAAUGUGAAAUUUGAAAAACAUGUCUUUUAGGAGUUUUUGAGUUUUUUUUUUUUUUUUUUAAAUAAAAUUUCCGAAUACCCUUUUUGAACUUAACUACAAAUUUAUUUUCCAAAUAUCAAUCAGUUCAUGUCCCAAUGUAUGUGGAUGUUAGAAGGUUGGAGCUGAUGAAGAUGCUUGGAAUUGGGGAACUGACGAAGUAUUUGAGGUUGGACAAUGUUGAAAUGAUAUAUGCAUGACGUAUAUUUUGAUAACGAUUUGUAAUUCUGGCCAUAGAUGUUUUGAAACUUUGAAACAAUAUUUGGCGGUGUCCAAAUCAUGAGGAUUUGCUUAUUAAUCAUGAAGCAACUGAUGAGCUGAGAGAUAAUUCUAAAUCUUUCGAGUCGAAUGUUAGGAGGACGAUGUGGAGAGGACCAUGCUUGAUGUGUAUUUCGGUCAUGUAUUAUAAUUUGAGAUGUAAAAUUUGAAGUUUGGAAAACAGGUCUUUUUUACAAUUUGUGAAUAUCAAUAAUUUGUGUACAAAUGCCCGCUAAUGUUGAUGCUGGAAUUUGGGAGCUCACGAAGUGUCCGGGGUUGGACAAUGUGAUGAGGGCAUACGCAUGAUGUAUAUUUUGAUUAUGAUAUGUAAUUUUGGCCAUAGAUUUGUUUCACAAAACUUGAAAUAAUAU